CCCAACCACCAACAUCUACAGGCUUCAAUAUUUAGGUAUCCUUCUUUCCUGUUGGAUCACGGUAUCUUGAAUCGCUCGGAAAAGAUCAAUCAGACCUGAGACUACUAUGCGCUCGCGACAAGGGCUUGUAGGGUUUUGGUCGAAUCCAUGAAUAUUCUAUUCAAUUAAUAGGUAAAUAAGUGCCUCCAUGGCCCUUCUUCUCUUAUAUCGAAGAGGGACCAUAGAGCCUCUGGAGCUAUUCAGCACCAGGAAAUCCAAUGAGCGCUAUUGUCGCAUUAGGUUCUAAUCAUCUAGCAUUCUCAUGUUGGUCCUUUCUGCAUACAUAGCACGUUGAUGUGCCCUUCUGAUCAAUAGCCUUCCAAUAACACUGAAUACUUCUAUCCAACUAACACCAACAGUUUCUUGGCACCUAUCCUCGUUUGAUCACUACCUAUUAAACUUUCAAGAGUUGGGCAAUUUCUAGUUAUCCUACUAAGUAUAUCACCAUCUCAGCAGAACAAUGUACGAUUCAACGCUCUAUCCAAAAUAUUCCUUGGACGCUUCAAUCGCGGAAUUCUUCUUACAGACGUCUGCAACCCGUGAAGAAUGUGAUGUUAAGGCCAGAGAGCUUGUCGGAGGGGAAGUUGUCCCUAUUCCCGUGCAAGGCAUCUGCAGCUACUCGGUUUACGCUGGACCUACAAGCGAAUUCGUUGUCCAGUUCCGCCUCAAGUCUUUGAUGCUAAAAAUGGAGACUGUUGCUCUGGCGCGAGAAAUAUACGGCUCCCUAGUCCCGGAUACUUCUUUCCACGGAUACCUAGGGGAGGGUGGCAAAGAAACCCUUGCCGUCUAUGUUAUGAAUCGUAUACGGGAUAUGAGCUAUCUAGACUUCAUUCUUGAAAAUGGCUCCGCCCCCGAAAAUUCGGAAGAGAACUUCGUUUGGCGAAAAACGCUGAUGUCGGACGUAGCGCGGUUUUUCGCCAUCUCCUGGAAAGCCCCCCAACACGUCGAUUUGGAGUGCCGCGAGAAUUUACGCCAAAGAUACACCAAUGAUCUAGAUCUGUUACUCCACCAUCUGCCACCUCGCUUUCACCAGAUCAUACAAAAGUGCCUUGACUCAAUGGAGGCAAUUGUCUCUCUGCCAAUGGUUCUGGUCCACCAUUCUUUCAAUAGCGAUGACAUCAUAAUCGACCGAACAUCUUGUCGCCUAGUUGGUGUUGUUGACUGGGCAGAAGCUGAGAUAUGCCCAUUCGGCCAGAAUCUUAAAUGCAUACAAGGUCUCACGGGGGCACUUCAUCUCAAAAAUGGAUGGAGGCGAUACGAAGAUUACGAGUCUUUGCAGGACACCUUUUGGAGCAUAUUUCAAGAGGAAGUUGGAGGUUUAUCCGCAGAAACCAUGGAGACUAUUAAGACAGCCAGGAUCAUGGGCUUACUCCGGACUCGUGGCUUUACGGCGCGACUUGCAAACAUGCCGCCGGCCACUCCGAUCGGUGACGAUGAGAGGGGUCGUUACAACAUGCUAUCACUGGAUGGAUUCCUUAUCAAUCCGGCUACAAGGUUUGAAGACCUUAAUUGACGGAGGUUACAUCGGAGAUUAGAACAGAAGUGGAAGGUAUCGUUAGGAAGUUGAUGAUAGAAGU
This is a messenger RNA of Annulohypoxylon maeteangense, 1616 nucleotides long. RefSeq lists its product as uncharacterized. The coding region runs from base 500 to 1552 and encodes 350 amino acids. Lineage: Eukaryota; Fungi; Ascomycota; Sordariomycetes; Xylariales; Hypoxylaceae. The transcript has 2 exons. The record is from RefSeq and is a predicted model, not a curated record.